UUAAUGGUUUUCGUUGGGGUCUGACAAUCCACCGCUGUGAAUGGGAUGAUUAUGAUGAUUACCGGUUCUUGUGAAGUUGAUUUGCUUUUUUGUUGGGACCAAUAAAUUCAUCCGCAAUAUUAUCACCACAGACCCCACAUGACUCCUCCACUCCAUUAAAGCUUCCCCAUCUGCCUCAGAAAAUCAUACCAUCUGUGCCAAAAAGCUGAGCUCCCUACGAUUCCACCAAUCCAUACAGGCUGUACCCUUUCUGUGUCCCGUGUUUUAUUCUUAAAUACUCCCUUCCUGCUUUUUCAAAAAUCUGCCGCUUGAAGAAUUUCGUUAUGCAGAAAAUAUAGCGAAGUUUAUUUCGAUCUUCUUGAUGGGAAUGGAAUUCCGAGUUCCCUUUGCAGAGUGGGGUUCGAACCUGGGAUCGGACGAUGAAGAGGCUCUCUCCUUCUGCAACUUGCCCCUUUACGACAAACCCCGCCUUUCCGCGGAAUGGAACGAAGCUUUACGGGAUUCGAACGCUGGAUCUCCAGGUCACCAAGAUUUCGACUUCGAUUUCGGCUGCUCGAGCCCGAUGGCGUACAGCGCUUGCCCUGCGGACGAUCUGUUCCACCAGGGCCGCCUGCUUCCUAUGUCCCUUCCGAGAUCUUGCAGCACCGAAUCCGAUGCGCCAUCUGCUUGCAGUAAAUCCAAUUCGCGCAAUGAAAAUCGGAUUUUGCUAAAUGAGAAGCUGCAGUCAUGGAGAACGGAUUCGCUGGACUCACAGUCCAGCUUCUGGACCAGCUCGAGCUCUGGUAACUCUCAAGGCUCACAGGGAAAUUUAAAUCACUCCGCCUCUGGAAAAUAUUUGCGGCGCAGUAAUAAUGCCGCUACGGCGAGCACUAAAUCCAAGUCCAAGCCAAAUCGGGGCUCAUGCACGGCUACAAAGCCGCCGGUUCCGUCCAGUAAAUCGUCUCUGAAAUGGCAGCAGUUUUUCACCCUAGGGUUAAUGAAAACCCCUUCCAUGAAGCUGGAAGACAUGCGCCUCAGGCAACAGAAACCUAACGGCCAUGGCGUGGAGAAAUCGGUUCUUAAGCGGUCGGUUUCGUGUAGUUACGAGCAAGGGCCAAAGCUUGCGCCAAAGGAGCCUAUUUCUCUCAAUUUUCGACACAAAUCGAACUCAGUCAGAGAAAAUAUGUCCGUGGAGGAGCCGCCUAAAUCCAGGGGCUGGCGUAUGCUGGCGCCAUUGACGGCACUAAACGGCUGUAAAGCUUCGACAAAUUCUGUUAUUAACUGUUCCACCAGCAAGAUGCACGCGGAUGUUGGAGUAUUUACAGAGCACAGACGAUUGUCUAGUAAAAGGCAGUCUCUUUAUGAAGAUCAGAAUUCACCGAGCUCUGCAAAAUUGUCUGGCAGAGGAUGUGUUCACGGUAUACUCAAAGGCAAUGCAAGCGGCUCCAAGGUGGAUCCUCACAAACUUUCUUUCAGCUAAGCUUUGCCAUUAUGUAAUUGCAAAUAGUAUUUGAUCUUCCGAGAAAGAAUAUUUGUGUUUCUGUUUCUGUUGCUGCUGUAAAAUUUUCAUUUUGUCGGUCUGUUUAUGUGUUUUUGUUUCA
This is a messenger RNA of Cryptomeria japonica (Japanese cedar), 1580 nucleotides long. RefSeq lists its product as uncharacterized. NCBI's taxonomy places the organism in Eukaryota, Viridiplantae, Streptophyta, Pinopsida, Cupressales, Cupressaceae. The transcript has a single exon. The record is from RefSeq and is a predicted model, not a curated record. The coding region runs from base 362 to 1459 and encodes 365 amino acids.